Messenger RNA from Coregonus clupeaformis (lake whitefish), 2261 nucleotides. RefSeq names its product deleted in malignant brain tumors 1 protein-like. Lineage: Eukaryota; Metazoa; Chordata; Actinopteri; Salmoniformes; Salmonidae. The coding region runs from base 1 to 1335 and encodes 444 amino acids. Gene Ontology annotation, cellular component: membrane. The record is from RefSeq and is a predicted model, not a curated record. The transcript has 6 exons.
AUGAGAAAGGCUAAGGUUGUGUGUAGAGAGCUGGGCUGUGGGAAUGCUGUAGCUGUAUCUAGAGGACCUCUGGUUGAAGAUGGAAGAGGAGGAGCCACACUAUGGAGUAGAUGCAGUGGAGAUGAGUCUACUAUUAGAGAGUGUGAAGCAGCACCUGCUGACUGUUAUGGUGGAUAUUAUCAUCAUGUGAUCUGUUCAGAGUUUGUGCAGCUUGUGGAUGGAGAUGGUCUCUGCUCUGGGAGACUGGAGGUGAAGUCCAAUCAGUCCUGGGCCUCAGUGUGUGAAGCUGACUUUGACCAGCAGGAUGCAGAGGUAGUCUGUGGGGAGCUUGGCUGUGGGGCUCCUGCAGCUCUACAGGGGGGGCUCUAUGGAGAAGGUGAGGGUCAGACCUGGGAUAAAGAGUUCCAGUGUAAAGGCAAUGAGUCCCUUCUCCUGGACUGUGACACCUCAGACAGAAAAAACAACACCUGCCUACCUGGUAAUGCUGUUGGACUCACCUGCUCAGAGCCUGAUGAUGUGAGGCUGGUGGGAGGAGGCAGUCGCUGUGCUGGUGGAGUGGAGCAGUACGACGAGGGAGAGUGGAGGACUGUGGGAGCUGAAGACUUGAACAAGGAGGCUGUAGCUGCAGUAGUGUGUAGACAGCUGGGUUGUGGCUCCACUGUUUCAGUUCUACCUGGAAACACCACUAGAGGGUUUAGUGUUAUCUGUUCUGGGUCUGAGCCUUCACUGAGGGAGUGUUGGAGAAAAAAUGAUCUCUUUCCUGUAGUCACAGUGAUCUGCUCAGAUCUCCUGGUCCAGCCUGAUAUCUUCCUGACUGACUCAAUUGGAGGGGUCUCCAGGGGCCACCAGGGGCCUGAAGUAUUUAGGGGCUACAACUUCACCAUCACCUGCUCCACUCAGCCACAGUACCCAGGAGGCUCUUUCCUCCUCACGUUCACCGGCUCCAACAGAACCCAGACUCAGCCAGCUGUCAAUCACUCUGCUGCCUUCCUCUUCCCUGCUGCAGAUGGCUCCCACCAAGGGAACUACAGCUGUGUUUAUGACAAUUAUGUUUUCUCUCAUAACUUCUCCUCUGAGAGUGAGCUCCUCUCCCUCACCGUCACAGCCUCUCCUCUGCCAGCCUUCAUCAUCAGACACGUUGUAGUGCUGCUGAUCCUACUGACAGCCAUCACCACCUUCUACCUGUACUACAAGACCACCAGGAGGCAGAAGAGAGUGAACAGGGUGAGCAGCCUGGAUCUUUAUGUUGAUGCCAAUGCCAUGGAGAUGGUCUCUCUGAGCUCCAGAGCUGAAGCUGGACCGGGAGAGGAGAGAGCAGCCCAGGGGACUGAGUAGGAGUAGAAUGACGCUGACCCUACAUGCUGAUCUUAGGUCAGUUUUGUGUUUUAAAUCUAUGGUCAGCAGUGGACUGGUGUUUAUAAUGUGGUGACAAACCUUAAGUGGUUCUAAUUUUAAUAACAUGUUCAGAAUUAGUUUAUCUUUCUAGAACCUUGGAAGAAAUCUAAAAGAAGUGACUGCAACCACCAUUAUUCCUUUUAGUUUUAGUUUUUUGCUACCAUGGUAACAUGGGUUUGUUUUGUGUUACAGAAUUUAUAGUUUUUUGCUUUUGUCUUUAUCUUAUUUAGUGUUUCUCUUAGAUUCUUUAUCUUGAAGUGUUUCCAUUAUUAGUCCAUGUAUUAUUAUAAUCAUCUAUUCAUACUUAAAUAAAGGGGUCAACUUUUUCUCAAGUUAUUUUAGUUUUGUGUUUACCUCAGGAUGUUAUUGAUUAUAAAUGUUGUAGAUUAUUGUUAGGAUGUUAGUAGUAUAUAGAGAUAAUUGUUAUGAUAUUGAUUAGGAUGUAGAUUAUUGUUAUGUUGUUAGUAGUAUAUAGAUAAUGAUGUUAUUCAUUAUAAAUGUUAUGAUAUUGAUUAGGAUGUAGAUUAUUGUUAUGAUGUUAGUAGUAUAGAGAUAAUUAUGUUAUUGAUUAUAAAUGUUAUGAUAUUGAAUAGGAUGUAGAUUAUUCUUAUGAUGUUAGUAGUAUGAAGAGAUAAUGUUGUUAUUCUCUUAUCUGUGGGUUACAGAGAAGGUAUAGUACUUAGUGCAGGUCUGUAAUACAAUAGCUUGUUGUACAAAUCAAUGAAUAACUAAUGUAAAUGUAUUGAAUUAUAUCAAUGACAUUAAAGGUAUUGUUGACAGGUGUUAAUUCUACACUUGGUGGACAAAACAUUAGGAACACCUGCUCUUUCCCAGACAUAGACUGACCAGUUGAAUCUGGGUGAAAG